Molecule: messenger RNA, 1960 nt
Organism: Drosophila willistoni
Lineage: Eukaryota; Metazoa; Arthropoda; Insecta; Diptera; Drosophilidae
Gene: MFS12
Product: putative inorganic phosphate cotransporter
Exons: 4
Coding region: 241-1719 (492 amino acids)
Biological process (GO): transmembrane transport; monoatomic anion transport
Cellular component (GO): plasma membrane
Molecular function (GO): transmembrane transporter activity
Source: RefSeq, a predicted model, not a curated record
CACACAAUUGUGUGUCUGACUGAGAAUCGUUAUUAAUUAAAUGGAUUGGCAUAUCAUCAUAAAAAUAAAAGCAAACACAAGGCACAAACAACAAAAAAUCUCACUAUCAGACCUCAUAAAACGUUGAUUGAGCGUAAAGAUCCUAGAAAAUAAUGAUGGAAAAUGACAAAACAAUUUGCAUUGUUUGAACUGAUAAUAUAAGUUGUGGGAAUCAAUAAACUGACUCAGAACUGUUUCAACAUGGUUUAUAUCACCAGCAACGAGCGGACACCUCUCCUGCUCCGCCAGGCUCUCGGAAAUUUGAAUUCCAAUGGUUUUGGACACCGACACUGGCAGGGUAUACUCCUUUUUGUUGGCAUGAUGAUCAACUAUUUUCAACGUGUGGAUAUAUCGGCUGCUAUAGUGCCCAUGACACAGUCAACUGCCGGAGCUCCUUACUAUAAUUGGGAUGUAUCGGAUAAAUCGAUGAUCUUAAGCAGUUUUUUUUGGGGUUAUGUAGUAUCCCAAGUGCCUUCAGGUCUUUUGGCCAAACGUUUCGGAGCCAAAUUGGUGCUGGGCUUGGCCACAGCUGUGGGAGGCAUUUUAGCAUUCUUUCAUCCCCUGGCUGCUGAAAGUGGAGUGAUUAGUGUUUGUGUUUUGCGUGUACUCACGGGAAUUGUCCAGGGAACGGUAUAUCCAUGUGUGCACACAUUGCUGGCCAAAUGGGUGCCUCGUACGGAGAGAGGAUUCCUUACGACGGGCAUAUAUUCGGGUGCCCAAUUUGGAACGGCUGUCAUAUUGGGAACCAGUGGUUUUAUAUUUGAAUCCGGAAUGGGUUGGCCUGGUUUGUUCUAUAUAUCCGGUGGUCUUAGCUUGCUCUGGGCGCUGCUCUUCUUCUGGCAGGGAGCCAAUGAACCGGCUCAGGACAAAAGUAUUACCAAAGUUGAGCGGGAAUAUAUUGAAGCACUGACCGGCAGCAAUAGCAGCAGUCAGUCCAUGCCUGUGCCCUGGUUGUCAAUCUUUAGUUCGCCAGCUUUCUAUGGUCUGUUGGCGGCCCAUUGUGGCUUCACGUGGGGCUUCUACACCCUGCUCACUGAGAUGCCGACCUAUAUGAGCAGUGUCCUGGAGCUGAAUGUGAAAUCUAAUGCUCUACUCUCGUCCUUGCCAUACUUUGCCAUGGGCGUGCUCUGUUUGGUGGUCAGUCCCAUAUCGGAUUUGCUGAUAAAUCGUGGAGCAAUAUCCAUUACGACAGCCCGUAAGCUAUUCAAUUCUAUUGGCCAAUAUGGACCGAUGGCCUGUCUCAUAGGAUUGGGCUAUAUGACGGCUAAUGAGAAGACAUGGGCCAUUCUCCUGCUUACCCUGGCUGUGGGCAUCAAUGCCGGCUGCUCUUGUGGCUAUCUGAUCAAUCAUAUUGACUUGUCACCCAAUUUCGCUGGUCCCAUGAUGGGUGUUACCAAUGGCAUUGCGGGCAUCACAUCGAUUGUUGCCCCUCUAAUUGUGGGAGCCAUAUUAACCGACGAAACGGAUCCCAGUCAAUGGCGUGUGAUCUUUUUUAUAACCGGCGGUGUCUAUUUGCUAUGCAAUUCACUCUUCCUGGUCUUGGGCAAGGCCACAGUUCAGCCAUGGAACGCGCCUACAACUCCUGCCAAUAUGUCCAGUACCACAUCCUUGCGUCAUAAUCUUCAAACGGAUUCCAAGACGAUUGCGCCAAUAGCGACAGACAAGGAGAAUCAUUUAUAAAUCUCAUUCCAGCAUGGAACGUGCCGCCUCUUUAUGAUCCAUUUAGAUUUAUGCUUAGCCUAAUUUGACUUUAAGUUACGAUAAGCUCAAAACAAUUUAUUAUACGAUUCCCCCAGGCACGUGUCUGUAUGUAUGGGGACCAUAAAGAUUAAGUAAAUAUUAUAAAUGACUUAGUUAGGUGCGAAAUUAUAGCUGAAUAAUUAACAAAUAAAUAUAUGUGCGUACAUAUGUAUAAAGAUAA